This is a messenger RNA of Brienomyrus brachyistius, 787 nucleotides long. RefSeq names its product akirin-2-like. The record is from RefSeq and is a predicted model, not a curated record. Bases 5 to 466 code for a protein of 153 amino acids. Lineage: Eukaryota; Metazoa; Chordata; Actinopteri; Osteoglossiformes; Mormyridae. Gene Ontology annotation, cellular component: nucleus; chromatin. The transcript has 5 exons. Gene Ontology annotation, biological process: positive regulation of innate immune response; positive regulation of transcription by RNA polymerase II. Gene Ontology annotation, molecular function: transcription coregulator activity.
CGCCAUGCGCCGCCCUGUCCCCGGAACCGGCGAUCGCUCCCAGCUGACGUAUGACACAUGUGUGCUAUCCGCCGGUUCAGGCAUGGCGUGCGGCGCCACAUUAAGGCGCUCCGUGAAGUGGGACGAUCUGCACGCUCCGCAGUCCCCCAAGCGCCGGAGGUGCGACCCGCUGGCCGGUGCCGCCAGCUCCGUUGUCCGAAGGUGCACCUUCGGCCCGCCGCCUCCGGCUGGACAGCAGAGGCUGACUCCAGGUGUCUGUGACACGAGCGACCCCCCCGCCUUCACCUUGCGUCAGGUGGGCAACCUGUGUGAACAGCUGGCCAACGAGCACGAGCUGAGGGUCCGUGAGGAAUACGAGGAAAUCCUAAAUACCAAGCUCUCAGAGCAGUAUGAAUCGUUUGUGAAAUUCACGCAAGACCUAAUCAUACAGCGAUAUGGAAGCCGGCCAGCCAGUUAUGUUUCUUAAAGGCUCGAUAAUCCAACGGGUACCAGCGUCUCCUUCCAGAAUGUGCCUGCUGCUCUCAUUCCUAUUGGUUAUUGUUGUCUGAUUUGACACUGUACUGAUUCACAUUUCUAUCUGCAUCUCUUUGCUGGGAAACUCCCCUCCAUGCUCAUACUGAAACAGCUGCUUUUGCUACUGUUUUGCGAGCCAAAUGUGAAAAUAAUAUAUCCAUCGCUUCCUCUGAAAUGUCACUUUAAAAUGUGUUACCUGCUUGUAUAGUUCAAGGCUUUCUGCAUGAAACAUGUAUUCCACAAGUAACUGUAAUAAAACUAAUGGUAGAAUGGC